Molecule: messenger RNA, 3341 nt
Organism: Chlamydomonas reinhardtii
Lineage: Eukaryota; Viridiplantae; Chlorophyta; Chlorophyceae; Chlamydomonadales; Chlamydomonadaceae
Exons: 10
Coding region: 329-1282 (317 amino acids)
Source: RefSeq, a predicted model, not a curated record
GAGAUUCCAUGGGCAUACUUGCCAGGGCGGGCGAACACGGCGGACAUGCCGUCGUGAAUGGAGUUGCCAAGGCCCUUUUGGCGGCUUGUACCCUCGAGAAGGAAACUAUGCAACACACGCACCUUGAACGGGGCAAAGAGCGGAACUCCACAGAGUCGCUGGGAACCCUGGUAGUGCGACUGUACUACCGCAUGGGAACAUUGAGAGCUCUUGGCAGGUUCUUCGAAGGCGGCUUUGCAAACAUCGGACAUAUAUACAUACUCGCUCUUACUGUGUAUCCAUACAAUCACCGCAGUCUCACUUCAUCCCGGAGCACAGCAGAGUCCACAUGGCCCAGUCACUCCUGCUGCCGCUGGCAGUCGCGGCCAGCUGCAUUAUUGCAUGUUUAGCAGCAAACGAUGUAUACACGGCUGGCACGACCAAGGUCGAGCUGGUCGGCAAGUCGCCUAACUUCCUGGUGUACCCCAACACCAGCAACCCUGAUGUCUUCCUAAUGAUGAAGUUCUCCAAGCUGGAGGAGCGCGAGGUGGGCGGCGGCAAGGUCAACAUCCACUCCAUCACCUCACUGGCCUCUGCCGAUCCCGUGUUCAACGCGGCUCUGGUUGAGGUCAAGAAGAAGGGCAGCAACGACAAGGUCAACGUCACGAAGAUCACCAUGACCGUGGACCCGGCCUCGAAGCAGUCCUUCCAGAUCUCCUGCGACAAGACUAAGGGCAAGCCCGCGUCCGAGACCUCCUCCAACAUCACACUCUCCGUCAUCAUGUACGUUGGCAUCACGGAGGAUGUGCAGUUCCCGUACGGCGUGGACGACAACAACAACACGCUGUACACUGACGUGGCCAAGGGCGACAUGAAGUUCAACGUCGCUUUAAACAACUGGAUCUUCUGCACUUCCACCAACUACAUCAACCUGGACAUUGACCUCUCGGUGAAGGGCAACGUGUCCGUGCAGCCCAGCGUCAGCGGCGGCAACCUGACCAUGGACCUGGGCGGCGGCAAGGCCACCAUCCAGUUCGCCGACUACGCGCUGCCCACCUUUAACUCCUCCACCUCCAAGAAGAUCGCCAUGAAGGUGCCCGCCAUCACCGCCGGCAACGGCAGCGCACCCACCUCCAUCGCGCUGCAGCUGCCCAACCCCAACGGCCCCUCCUUCUACUACGACCCCUCCGUCACCGUCACCGCGACUGCUGGAAACGGUGGUGGUGGCGCCGCCAGCGCCGCCCGCGUGUCAUUCUGGGCGGCAGCGGCGGCCGUGCUGCUGAGCAUGCUGAUGUUCUUCUAAGGCACUCAAGUUCAUGACGUUUGCCGUUUGAUUGAGUGAGCACGUGGGUGGCAUGUCGUAUGUGGUGCUGCGUUGCGAGCCUGGUUGCGAGCGUGCGCAAGGUGGCCGUCUCGGUAUGAACAGCACAUGAGACGGACUACUGGGGACAGAAAUGACUUCACCUGACCUACCGUCAUCGUACGUUUGGCAUUCAUUCGCAAUUGUUACUUUAUUAUUCAUAUAAUGAUUCAGGGAUAGUCACAUUUAAAAUAUAAUACGGUAUCGGACCCGGGGACCUCCAGGCAGCUCCAGGCAGCUCAUCGUCACAGUGGUUUCCACUAAGCCAGUGGGAGCCAUACUCCACGGCCAUCCAUCUUACAUAUGGUAAAGUCCAUUUGCAAGAGGUCAGGGCCGGGCGUUAACCUUUGCAUGCGGGCGAGGGGCUGGAGCGUGGUACGUGCAUGGGCCUGGUGCGGCUGUCGUGCGCCGUUGCCGGCGUGUGUCAUUCACCGGCAACCAGUGCCUGAGUAUGAGUCAUGAGGCGGGUAACAGCGUGUGAACUUAGGAGCGGGAAGUUACCCCAGCGGUUGAGAACUGACGAGCUGUGGGUGGGUUGUGCGAACUACGUCCCGGUGUGUGGCUAGAGGUUUGGCGUCUGUGGUUUAAUUGUAGCCGUGUGACGGUGGUGUCUCUCUGGCACUUCAGCCCCCGGUGGCAGCCCUAGAGCAAAACAUGGCUGGGGCCUGGUGCAGCACCCAUGCCAGAUCCACGGCUUGACCCCUGCCAUGACCCCACCCGACGGAAUCACCCAGCCAUACUCCACGGCCAUCCAUCUUACAUAUGGUAAAGUCCAUAUGCAAGAGGUCAGGGCCGGGCGUUGACCUUUGCAUGCGGGCGAGGGGCUGGAGCGUGGGUAUGUGCAUGGGCCUGGUGCAGCACCCAUGCCAGAUCCACGGCUUGACCCCUGCCAUGACCCCACCCGACGGAAUCACCCAGCCAUACUCCACGGCCAUCCAUCUUACAUAUGGUAAAGUCCAUAUGCAAGAGGUCAGGGCCGGGCGUUAACCUUUGCAUGCGGGCGAGGGGCUGGAGCGUGGUACGUGCAUGGGCCUGACAUGCACGCUUACUAUGCGGAGGACAGCCGCGUAGACAUGGCCAGAAUCUGGGACGUCGUUAGAGGCUGAUGGAAAGGAGAACGGAAGCCACGCGGGAACGGGGCGGGGGGGGGGGCGGGGCGGGGCGAGGCGACCAACAGGGCCGGGAAAACGGCGUGGCGAAUUCGCUGGCGCCAUCGCUACCGACUGUACUUCCACUGCAUUCUUACGAAAAUAAUGUUUGACGCUACGACCUUUGCUAUUGGAAACAUAUUUCCCACUAGAUCAGUGGAAAGUAACCUCCCACUGGCUUAGUGGAAACCACUGUGACGAUUAGAUGCUCCAGGCCUCCAUAGAUGGAUUGGACAUGGGGCGUAACGACAAGGGAAGGCUUUGAAGAUGCGGACGGCGACGUACGGAGUCACCGUGAGAGGUGCGGGUACCGCAGUGCGUUUUGUGGGUUCGCCCCUUGCACUUACUUUGUCACGACAACACGACCGCCCAUCCGCCACCCGCGAAUAACGUGGACCAAGCGCUUCAUGGCAAGCGAUGUUGCGAUCCUGAGCAAGGACCAAUAGCAUCUGACGCUGUAAAGUGCUAGUAGGCUGUGCUAGCCAAGUGAUAGACUGAUAGCGGUAGUUUGAGGUGCUCCUAGCCGAGAAAGCUGUAUGUGCAUCAGGAAGUACAGGAAGGUUACGGGCCUGUCCGCAGUGCUAGCUCGCUUUGCUGACCAGCCUGAGCUUUCGCCCUUCACCUCUCGUUUGCCUUCGUCUGCUGUGCGUGCGCACGUGUGUGGGGCGGGGUGGGCAGGGGUGGGCUCCAUCGGGACCAGUGGAAGGGACUAGCACCUAAUUCAAACAUCCAUGGAAUCGUGCGCGGCCGAAAGCUGCCGAAAGCGAGUGGAAAACCAGCUCGGUAGACGUGUGGGUUAUCACAUAUGAAAGGCGAGUGUACGGUCUGCACAUAUACAGUUAGGUCAGAUGUGA